GAUGCUCUCGUGUCAAUGAUCAAGAGGGAGCUGCGAGUACGUACUUGAUAAAUCUGUCCUCGGCUCCUUCGCCUAGCCAAGUCACAGUAUCACACACACACAGGUCACGCACUUCCCUCUUCACAAAUCAACUUGAAAGGAGAAGCUCAGAAGAUCCACGAGGAUGUUCCUAGCGAUGCAGGUCGUCCUCAGGAGAAAUACCGUUGCUGGGCCGUCCGCGCUGGCUCGCUUCGUCAGCCACUGUGGCUACUCCACGGCCUCCAAUUCCCAAAGGUUGGCCGGGAAGGUGGCCGUGAUCACUGGUGCCGCCAGCGGCAUCGGCAAGGCGACCGCCGCGGAGUUCGUCAGGAACGGCGCCAAGGUCAUCCUCGCCGACAUCCAGGACGACCUCGGCCGCGCCGUCGCCGCCCAGCUCGGCCCGGACGCGGCCUACACCCGCUGCGACGUCACGGACGAGGCGCAGAUCGCUGCGGCCGUCGACCUUGCGGUGGCGCGCCACGGCCGGCUCGACGUCAUGCACAACCACGCCGGCGUCACCGGGCGGAUGGUCAUAGACUCCGUCGGGUCCCUCGACCUCGCCGACUUCGACCGCACCAUGGCCACCAACGCCCGGUCCGCCGUCGCCGGGAUCAAGCACGCGGCGCGCGUCAUGGUGCCGCGCCGGAGCGGGUGCGUCAUCUGCACGGCGAGCACCGCGGGGGUGCUGGGCGGCAUCAUCGCGCCCACAUACGGCAUCUCCAAGGCCGCCGUCAUCGGCGCCGUGCGCGCGUUUGCCGGGGAGCUGGGCCGUCACGGGGUGCGCGUGAACGCCAUCUCGCCGCACGGCAUAGCCACGCAGUUCGGGCUGCGCGGGCUGGCAGAGCUGUUCCCGGAGGCGAGCGAGGAGGAGCGGAGGCGGAUGGUGGAGACGGGCAUGAACGAGAUGGGCGGCGGGACGGUGCUGGAGGUGGAAGACAUCGCCAGGGCCGCCGUGUACCUGGCGUCCGACGAGGCCAAGUAUGUCAACGGGCACAACCUCGUCGUCGACGGUGGGUGCACCGUGGGGAAGGGGCCCAGCAAGCCAGCACCGUCGCAGUAAAAGAAUUCAUGGUGCUGAGCUCGAGCGUACGCCAUUGUUGUCAUGGCUAAUUAGGAUUUGAUUAAGUUGAUUAGCGAGUUAAUCCCCACCCACCAGUCAAGUGUGCCGGCAGUUAGGCUUUGCCAAACCAAGCAAAGUUUGCUCGCAUGCUGUGGCGUAAUGGCGUUGCAAUAAAGGUUACAACGGAGUUCAUUUUUUGUUAAA
Molecule: messenger RNA, 1282 nt
Organism: Triticum dicoccoides
Lineage: Eukaryota; Viridiplantae; Streptophyta; Magnoliopsida; Poales; Poaceae
Product: momilactone A synthase-like
Exons: 2
Coding region: 164-1078 (304 amino acids)
Source: RefSeq, a predicted model, not a curated record